Molecule: messenger RNA, 655 nt
Organism: Ooceraea biroi (clonal raider ant)
Lineage: Eukaryota; Metazoa; Arthropoda; Insecta; Hymenoptera; Formicidae
Product: ICK-type antimicrobial peptide 1-1
Source: RefSeq, a predicted model, not a curated record
ACACAGCACGAGCACAUGUGUGAGAGUAAUCGUAUAAAUGCCUUGACCGUUAUAAAUGAAGAAAUCAGUCUGGUUUCAACUGUUGAGACGUUCAGAUCCAAGGAGUGCCUUGUUCAUCGCCUUGAAACAUCGAAAUACACUGCUGUGGGAAAAAUGGCGAAAUUAGUGCUGUACGUCUUCAUAGCGUUACUAGCUGCGUCUCUUAUCAUGGGAGCACCGCAAGAUAAGUCAAGCUGCGGUCGACACGGUGACCCCUGCGUUUCUAGCUCACAAUGCUGCACUGGCAAUAGAUGCCAUCGUUACGCAAAUAGAUGUCAAGUCAUAAUUACCGAGGAAGAAUUGAUGGCACAACGUGAAAAGAUCUUGGGACGAAAGGGCAAGGAUUACAAGUAAUCCUUUUACCUGAAAAUGUUUCAACGCAUGACAAUAAUAAUUCUAGUAUCUUAUGUCAAACAUCAGAUCUGAAAAUUGUGUUUUAUGUGAGUAAUUAGCCUUAGAUUAAUUAAUAUAUAAUAUUUGCGUUACUAAUCAGGAAGUUUUAACGUAACAUAUAUUCUAUAUAUGUAUAUAUUCCCAUUUUGUAUGUAAAUGUGAUUAUUACGAAAUCUCCCGAUAACAAGCGAGAAUAAAAAAAAAUAAACGGAUGAUGAAAGAA